Pyrenophora tritici-repentis Pt-1C-BFP is the source of this 1308-nucleotide messenger RNA. The record is from RefSeq and is a predicted model, not a curated record. Lineage: Eukaryota; Fungi; Ascomycota; Dothideomycetes; Pleosporales; Pleosporaceae.
AUGGGCAAAUAUAGUACCGAAUACAUGUACAGCACCGAUUCGGCUCUUAUGGGCGUCCGAGGACUGUACAACUUUGGGCCUGAUGCCAAAGUCGCGGCUACGGAGCCGAUAGUUGCAGAGCAGGUAGAGUCUGUGCAUGGCCGCUUCAGUGCAGGCGCAGAGCUCUACUAUGGCAUACUCAACAAGAGCGGGGGGAUCAGCACGGGGCUGCGAUUCGCUACCCUACCCAACCAUGCGGGUUUCCCGUAUACCAUGACGCUGACGCUGAACCCGUUGAUGGGCAAUCUGUCUUCCACAUAUGCCGUCAAGGCUGGACGUAACCUUGCGCUUAGUUCCCGCUUCGACUUUAAUUUCUACUCAUAUGAAAGUGAGCUGCAGCUCGGGUGCGAAUUGUGGCGCAUACGCAGCACGACUGACGUAGAGUGGGCGGUCAAAAAGCUGCGUCCAGAUUGGAAACGCCCAACGGUUUCGCCAGACGACGACGUUUCUGGGGUGCUCAAGGCGCGGGUCGACCAGGAUUGGCGCGUCGGAGUUUUAUGGGAGGGCAGACUAAAGGAGCUCCUAUUCACGCUCGGCGCAAGUCUGGACCUGUUGAAAAGAGAACAGAUAUUCCGAUCGAAACGCGUUUCCUUCCCACUUGCCGUGGCUGUCAGAAAGGUUUCCCGAGCAGUUAGGCGGCGGGGGAAAAAGGGGUGGGCAAGUGGACUCAGAGAUGACGGGUUCGACAAGGUCCAAGCGAUCGCGACCAUGUGUUUAGUGGUCACAGCAGACAGGCCAUGGCUGGGUGUCGAACGUGAAGGCUGCGGCACGAAGACGAACAAGCCAUCUGGUCCGGUCGGCGCACGUCGGGUGCAGAGGAAAGGUGGCUUUGUGAGCGAGCGUGUCAUGUUGGCGCGCCUGCGCGAUCAGACGGCACGGGCGCCGAUGCAAAGCAGCAUCAUGAUCAGGAUCACCUCGCAUUCGGCCCACCCGAGAGAUCCGCGCGAGGGCUCAGGCUCACGAUGCCGCAAGGGGACCUGCGCCGCAUCAAAGUCUGGUCAGGUCACUCUCACUCUGGUGGGCUCUGGGCGUGAGCGUAGGCGUGGCCGCCGUGGCCGUGGCCGUGACCGUGACCGUGGGCGCGUACGGCGAGACAGCCCCGAGAGUGCGAUGGACGUCAAGGCCGUGCUCAUGGUGCUGCUGUUGCAAGCUACGAGCAAUGGAUUGUCAACGCCCCAAACGCGCACGCCUCAUGCCCUCCAUGUCGUCCCCUUCCCUCUCCUCCGCCAUGUGCCCGUUGGUGGUCAAGACACGCUCCAUCUAUUCUAG